Molecule: messenger RNA, 1677 nt
Organism: Papaver somniferum (opium poppy)
Lineage: Eukaryota; Viridiplantae; Streptophyta; Magnoliopsida; Ranunculales; Papaveraceae
Product: anthocyanidin 3-O-glucosyltransferase 7-like
Exons: 1
Coding region: 100-1485 (461 amino acids)
Molecular function (GO): UDP-glycosyltransferase activity
Source: RefSeq, a predicted model, not a curated record
UCUAGUGGUAUAUAAAAAGUAUGUCACCUUAUUGCUCGCUCUCUGUGUAAAUUUCUCUGCUUGCAUCUCCUCUAGAAUUCUUCAACUCUUUCGUCGAAAAUGGCAGAAAAAACACCAAAUCAUGUAGUAGUAACGGCAUUUCCAUUCGGAACGCACGCGAUACCAUUAUUCAAUCUAGUACGUAGAUUAGCAAUUCAAGCACCAGCAUUAACAUUCUCAUUCUUCUCCACGGUAAAAGCCAACCAAUUAGUUUUCGGGAAUAAAUCUAAAUCUUACAACAAUUUACCGAACAAUAUUCCAACCAAUAUGAAGCCGUAUGAUGUUGAUGAUGGUAUACCAAACGGUCUUACAGGAGAUCCCAGGGCUGAAAUGAAUUUCUUUCUUAAAUCCAUGGCAGAAAAUUUUGGAAACAGAAUUGAUCAAGUGUAUGGUGAUGAUUCAUCAGAUGAUAUUAAGUGUUUCAUAAGUGAUUCUUUCUUGUAUUUUACUGGCGAUUUGGCUGAGCGAAAGGGAGUACCGUGGAUUUCUUUCUGGACUGCUGGUCCCUGUUCUUUGUCAACUCAUUAUUACACUGAUCUUAUUCGUCAAACCAUACCUCUUGGACCUGAUGGUAUUCAAGGACGUGAAGAAGAACUCAUCGACUUCGUUCCAGGAUUAUCUCGUAUAAGAACCAGAGACCUGCCAGAAGGUGUUCUUUUCGGAGGCUGGGAAUCUGAGUUCUCGCGCAUGUUGCAUAACAUGGGGAUGAUGUUGCCGCGUGCUGCUGCUGUUACCAUUAAUUCAUUUGCGGAAUUAGAUUUGCCAAUUCUCGAAGAUUUCAAUUCCAAGUUUCAAAAAUGUCUCACAGUAGGUCCGUUCACUCUAACUUCUCAAAAUCCAUCUCAUACUCAUGAUGACCCUCAUGGCUGCGUUACCUGGUUAGACAAACAACAGCCAACAUCCGUCGCUUAUAUUAGCUUCGGCACAGUGACUACACCACCACCGAAUGAACUUGCUGCCCUGGCACAAGGAUUGGAAGAAAGUGGUGUACCAUUUUUAUGGUCAUUGAAAGAUGAUCUGGUAGGUCAAUUGCCUAAUGGGUUCUUUGAAAGGACUAGUGAGAGAGGAUUAAUUGUUCCAUGGACUCCACAACAACGAGUACUGGAGCACGACGCUAUCGGUGUCUUUGUGACACACUGUGGAUGGAAUUCAAUAAUGGAGAGCAUUACGGGUGGCGUACCAAUGAUAUGCCGUCCAUUUUUUGGUGAUCAGAGAAUUAACUGUCGUAUGGUAUCUGAUGUUUGGGGGAUAGGGACUAGGAUUAGAGGUGGAGUGUUUACAAAGGACGGAACGGUGGAGUGCUUAGAUAUGAUCUUAUCCGAUGAGAAACUGAGAGAGAAAAUUGGUGCCCUCAGAGGAUUUGCCAAACAUGCUGUUGGUCCGAAAGGGAGUUCUACCAGGGGUUUCAACACUCUGGCAGAGAUAGUUUUAAAAGAUUCGAAAUAAAGUUUAUGCAAUUGUUACUAUCUCUUAUUAUACAGCCUGAGAGCUAGCAAAUGGUAUCCGCACAAUUUACAGAACUGGCUAAUGAAAUUUUAUAUCCUUUUCAAAUCUUUUCAGUUAUGUCAAUGUAAUCACAAUGGAGCAUGUAAUCUAAAAGCAUCAAUCAAUGUGUUCUGAACAGUUACAGUUUUUUUU